UAUGUAUAUAUUUUAAUUGAGUAGUAUUUUUCUAACUCUAUUUAAUUUUAAUUUUAAAAGAUGAUUCACGACCGUCACACUUGAUUCUCACUGCAUAUCUCUUGAUAUUCUCUAGCUCAUACCCUCUCUCUCCUCUCUCUCAAAUGGACCACCACAAAUUCGAACUCAGCCCUCUCUUCAUGGGCAUUCUUGGAAUCCUUUCCGGUGCAGCUAUAGUUGCAACCUUCCAUUGCAUCGCCAUAGGUUGGUGCAGCAGCCACCAGCCACCACCACCACCAACCCCACCGCAAAACCGCCCCCGAAUCGCUCGGGGAAGUACUACUACUAGUACUCAAGAUGACAGCACCAGCACCACCAGCAACUCUGCAGCUCAACUAAUCACAAUCUAUAUACCCACCAAUGAAGCCAAAGAAGCUCCUCUCUGUGCCGUGUGCUUGGGCGAGUAUGCCGAAGAAGAGGAGCUCCGGGUGUUGCCGGAAUGUGGACACUCGUUUCAUGUUACGUGUAUUGAUACGUGGCUUCACUCCCAUCCCAAUUGCCCGCUUUGCCGUGCUGGCGCGGUGGUGCCGGCUCUGCCGCGGCAAAAUAUUGUGACGUCACCACCACACCAUGUGGUGGUGCUGCCUCCUCCUCCACUGCUGCAGAAUGGUGGUGUCUUUGCCAGAUUCUAGUCACUCUCUUUGGUUUUUAAUUUUUAACUCGUAUUUUUUUAUUUUACGUGAAUUUUUAAAAUAUUUUUAUUAGUGAAUAUGGUAUAUAUAUAUAUAUUAUAUUCACUAAUAAUUUUAAUCAAAUUUUUUUAGGUCUAGUAGAUGUAAAAAAGUUUUAAAAAAAAAUAAUCAGAAGUGAGGGUGAUGACACUGUAUAUCUGUAUGCGGUAGAUGGAUUUGUAUGUAUAUAUGUGUUGAGUUUUAAGUUUCUUCGUGAAGUAAUGUUAGAAAUCUUAAAUAUUUUAUCAAAAUUUUAUCAAAUGUUUUAUAUGGGUGUAGGAUACAUAUAUUGUGGAUUCUAUGUAGGUCCCAAACUCAUGUGAGACAUUUAAUAAAAUUUGUGAUAGAAUUUU
This is a messenger RNA of Camellia sinensis, 1063 nucleotides long. NCBI's taxonomy places the organism in Eukaryota, Viridiplantae, Streptophyta, Magnoliopsida, Ericales, Theaceae. The record is from RefSeq and is a predicted model, not a curated record.